Haliotis rufescens (red abalone) is the source of this 1337-nucleotide messenger RNA. RefSeq names its product neurofibromin-like. The transcript is spliced from 11 exons. The record is from RefSeq and is a predicted model, not a curated record. NCBI's taxonomy places the organism in Eukaryota, Metazoa, Mollusca, Gastropoda, Lepetellida, Haliotidae. Bases 183 to 1337 code for a protein of 384 amino acids.
GUAUCUGAUUGUCGGUGGCUGGCAUCACCACACCCAAGCCUGCUCGCUCGGCCUCGUCGCAUCUCUAUCGAUGGAGACGACCAUUAUGCACAUGCAUCUCAAGACCCUCACCAAGAUGGCUCUGUUGCCGCCGACACAAUCACCUGACACAACUUACCACAGCCCCUGAUAUUUUCUUCUUUAUGGAACAUUGUGAAAGGGAUCACAAGGCUGUGGGAAGACGACCAUUUGACAAAAUGGCAACACUGUUGGCGUAUCUGGGCCCCCCAGAGCAUCGGCCCCUAGACUCUCAGUGGAGCAGUAUGGACAUGACAAGCACCAAGUUUGAGGAGAUCAUGUCCAAGCACAACAUGCACGAGAAGGAUGAGUUCAAGUCUCUGAAGAACCAACACAUCUUCUAUCAGGCAGGAACGAGCAAGGGAGGAAAUCCUGUCUUCUACUACAUCGCCAGGAGAUACAAAGUGGGUGAAAUUAAUGGAGAUCUUCUGAUCUACCAUGUGCUGCUCACUCUCAAGCCCUUCUACCACAAGCCCUUCGAGCUGGUCAUAGACUUCACCCACACAUGCUCUGAGAAUCGAUUCAGGACCGACUUCCUGUCAAAGUGGUUUGUGGUGAUGCCAGAGAACGUGUACCAGAACAUCGUCGCCGCCUACAUCUACAACUGCAACUCCUGGGUACGCGAAUACACCAAGUAUCACGAUCGCAUCCUCGCACCUCUUCGCGUCAACUAUAACAACCGGAAGCUUAACUUCAUCGAUCAUCCGGCCAAGUUGAACGAAUACAUCGACCCUGACCAGCAGAAGUUGCCAGGGACAACUGUCUCCCUGGAGGAGGAUCUCAGAGUGUUCAACAAUGCUCUCAAGCUUUCCCAUAAAGACACUAAGGUUGCCAUAAAGGUUGGUCCAAAUGCCAUCCAGGUGACGUCCUCGGAGAAGAGCAGAGUGUUGGGACACCAGGUUCUCCUUAAUGAUGUCUACUAUGCUGCGGAAAUAGAGGAGGUGUGUCUAGUAGACGACAAUCAGUUCACACUGACUAUCGCCAAUGAGAGUGGCCCUUUGUCUUUCAUACACAAUGACUGUGAUAACAUUGUCCAAGCCAUCAUACAUAUCAGGACUCGCUGGGAACUCUCACAGCCGGACACUGUGGCAGUUCAUACAAAGAUCCGCCCUAAGGAUGUGCCCGGAACGCUACUGAACGUGGCUCUCCUGAAUCUGGGCAGCUCGGACCCCAGUCUCCGGUCAGCUGCCUACAACCUGCUGUGUGCUCUCACCCAGACCUUCGACCUGAAGAUAGAAGGUCAACUACUAGAGACCAAUGGUAAGAGUGACCUCCCUUAG